This is a messenger RNA of Cryptomeria japonica (Japanese cedar), 957 nucleotides long. Its product is annotated as probable pectinesterase 15. Gene Ontology annotation, biological process: cell wall modification. The record is from RefSeq and is a predicted model, not a curated record. The transcript has 5 exons. Lineage: Eukaryota; Viridiplantae; Streptophyta; Pinopsida; Cupressales; Cupressaceae. Gene Ontology annotation, molecular function: pectinesterase activity. The coding region runs from base 1 to 957 and encodes 318 amino acids.
AUGAGCAAGAGGGUUGUCAAUUUGCACAGUUUUCUUGCUGCAUUAAUGUGGGUUUCAUUCUAUUUAAGUAAAGAAAGCUUUCAGUAUGCAAUGGCAGAAUAUGUUAAUUCAUCUUACAUAAGAGAGAGUAAAAUGAUCAGGCCCCCAAGAGCAGCAGCAGCAAAAUCAAUUACAGAAAAUGGUCAAUGUGAUAUCACAAUUAUUCAAAUUGUUGUGGAUCAAUCUGGAGCUGGAAAUUACACCACAGUGCAGGAGGCAAUAAAUUCUGUGUCUGACAACAGUACACAAAGGACUAUCAUAAACAUCAAGGCAGGCACAUAUGUAGAAAAGGUAACUAUUAGUUUAACCACAGCAAAUAUCAGCUUACAUGGAGAAGGAGCAGGCAAUACACAUAUUCAAUGGAAUGACACAGCUGCAACUUCUGGGGACACUCCAAACAGUGCAUCACUUUCUAUUGAUGCCCCAGACUUCAUUGCUAAAGACAUCAGCUUUCACAAUACUGCUGCGUUCCAAGGAGUACAAGCUGUAGCGGUGAGAGUUGCAGGGGAUAGAUCUGCAUUUUACAGAUGCAGCUUUAUUGGGCAACAAGACACUCUUUAUGAUGUGUCAGGACGCCACUAUUUUGAGCAAUGUUAUAUAGAAGGGAAGGUAGAUUUCAUAUUUGGAAAUGGCCAAUCUCUUUACAAGGGAUGUCAGAUCAAUUCCACUACAGAUGCUUCUUACGGCGGUUAUAUUACAGCACAAGGUCGUAAUACAAGUGCAGAUGAAAGCACUGGAUAUUCUUUUGUCGAUUGUUCCAUUGUAGGAACUGGACCAACAUAUUUAGGCCGAGCAUGGGGAAACUAUGCCCGUGUAAUAUUUUCCUACACAAAAAUGGCAGACAUCAUUAAUCCUCAAGGCUGGAAAUCGUCUCAUGAAGCUGUUAUAGGAAAAAAAAUUAGGGUAUGGGUUUCGUGA